Salvelinus fontinalis (brook trout) is the source of this 2046-nucleotide messenger RNA. RefSeq lists its product as uncharacterized. The record is from RefSeq and is a predicted model, not a curated record. Bases 319 to 1674 code for a protein of 451 amino acids. NCBI's taxonomy places the organism in Eukaryota, Metazoa, Chordata, Actinopteri, Salmoniformes, Salmonidae. The transcript is spliced from 4 exons.
AUUUUAUCUCACUUGGUGCUUUCAAGACUACUUGGAACUCAGAAAAAAACGAGGUCAAACGAUGACUUCAGAAAGUCGGAGCUCAGAAAGAUGGCAGAGUUUCCGACUUGGAAGUCCGAGUUGAAAGACCUCUCAAAACAAUUUUUCCCAAUCGGAGCUCGUUUUUUCCCGAGUUCCCAGUUGUCAUUAAGGCGACAACUGACACUAGACAAGUUCGAUACACAAAAACACAGACACACACAGCAGCAGCAAGCCAACAGGAUGAAUCUGACGUGCUUGUCAUGAGAAAAAUACUAACUUCUUGAAACUCACGGAACCAUGAGUCCCAGAAAUACAAGCAAAAAUGUCUCUCACGCUGACAGCUCAGCCUUAAAGAGCCCAUCGAAACAAAGGCAUAUCAACAAAGGUUCCACCCUAAAUCCCUCUAAUGGCUUAGGGGACUCAGGAACCAGCAGAGCGACGGCCAGCCAGGCCAGGGAAGCAGGAGCAAACACAGACACACGUUAUGCCAAGAAGAAUAUCCCUACUGUCAGAUAUCAUCCUGACAUCGCACAGAAGAGACCUGAGGCCCAUCAGCAUAGUCAUAGCCCUGACAAGAGCAGCCAGGUCAGGGGUAAGCCUGUGGUCUCUCCCCCCAGGACCAAUCAGGAUCAAAUAAAAUCGAAUAAAAUCAGCAGAUCCCCGGCCAGCCAGGCCAGGGGAGCAGGAGAAAAGACCACAGACACACGUUACGUCAAAAGGAACAUCCCUACUGUCAGAUAUCAUCCUGACAUCGCAGAGAAGAGAGCUGAGGCCCAUCAGCAUAGUCAUAGCCCUGACAAGAGCAGCCAGGUCAGGGGUAAGCCUGUGGUCUCUCCCCCCAGGACCAACCAAGUUGGGGGGAGCUCCAUGGUCUCUCCCCUCAGGCCCAAAGCACUGCCCCUGGGGUUAGGUCAGAAAGUAGAGGUGGAGGCGGUGGAGCUCCAGACCCGGGGCCAGAGAGAGAACCCCAGCUGGUUCUCCUGGCGUCAGAGCCGAAUCACAGCGUCGGUCGCUCACCGACUCGCCCAUAGUCGCUUCGUUACUGGCCAGAGCAUGACCCCGCCGGCUUCCUACCUGGCCGCCAUCACAGGUCGUGGCUCCAACGUCAAGACCCGCGCCAUGACCUGGGGCAUUGAGCGGGAAGCCGAGGCCGUGCGGAGAUAUCAGAGCCUGAAGAGCAAGGCCCUGGGCCGGGCGGUGAGGGUGCAGGAGUGUGGCUUGUUCAUCGACCCCCAGCGCCCCUGGCUAGCAGGCAGUCCUGAUGGCAUCGUAGAGGACCAAAGGACCGGCCAACGGCUGCUCUGCCUAGAGGUCAAGUGUCCCUACAAGCACCGUCAGAACACUGUAGCCCAGGCCUGUAGAGAGGACCCAGCCUUCUGCCUGACGAUACAGGACCAGGGGGAGGAGGGGGAACAGGGGAGGUACCAUCUGAAGCCAGACCACAGCUAUUUCACCCAGAUCCAGUGCCAGCUGGCGGUGACAGGGUUAACCCAGGCUGACCUAGUGGUGUUCACCCUGAAGGAAACAGCCAUUGUCCCGGUGACCUUUGACCCUGUGUUCUGGGACGACACCCUGGCCAAGCUGGAGAUGUUCUACACCGAUGCUGUCCUGCCCUACAUCAGAGACUUACCAGAUAUGAGGCCGGAGGAGUAGCUAGCUUGUUCAGGAUGUGACUAGCUGGUUCAGGAUGUCAGAUAUGGAAGUCCUGAGACAAACUGUAGUUGUGUCUGUGUUAAAGGACUGGUCUGGGUUGUGUCUGUGGUAAAGGACUGGUCUGGGUUGUGUCUGUGGUAAAGGACUGGUCUGGGCUGAGUCUGGUAAAGGACUGGUCUGGGUUGUGUCUGUGGUAAAGGACUGGUCUGGGCUGUGUCUGUGGUAAAGGACUGGUCUGGGCUGUGUCUGUGGUAAAGGACUGGUCUGGGUUGUGUCUGUGGUAAAAGGCUAUGGCGACUGCAGGCUUGGAGACUUUAACCUAUUACUUUACUGUCAAAUAUUUGAAUGUAAAUAAACCAUGCCUGCCUUACA